Molecule: messenger RNA, 921 nt
Organism: Morchella sextelata
Lineage: Eukaryota; Fungi; Ascomycota; Pezizomycetes; Pezizales; Morchellaceae
Exons: 5
Coding region: 1-921 (306 amino acids)
Source: RefSeq, a predicted model, not a curated record
AUGUCGUUUCAUGGCACUUGGUACUUUAACGGGAAACUUCCACCUGAGUCGCUUUUCUUCGUAGAUGGUCAGAGGCUUUCGUGGGAGAUGCCGUGCAGAUUUCUUCUUGGUCUGUUUCAGGACCCUGGAGGAUAUGGCAUUCCCAAGCAAUAUCAUAAUGACUUAAAGAGGAUCCAAGUCGUCUUCUUUCCCUCUUUGACUGUGGGAAUAGUGGAUAUGCUAGUAAACAAUUGGGUCGCGUCGACGAACUACCAGGAAAGAAGGACGAUGUUGAACUUUGCCCCAUUCCAAGCACUUCCUCAUUUCAGAAGGAUCACAGGGGGAGCGGGAUCUGCGGAGUUUAUUACAUUUGGUCACCUCCUAGUCCGAUUCCAUAACACUUAUACCCAACUGUUUACCGCCAUUGACGCUAUUGCAUAUAUAUUUUCCAUCGCUGAUCCUCCGGAAGGCGUUGCACUCACACCAGAGCUGUUUUUCCUGCCUCUGCUAAGGAAAUUCACGCAAUUUCUAUACUUCCUGCACCCCAACCGAGAAGCGUGUCCGAAGGUGAUGUGCAUUGUCACGCUGAAAAGCGGGGACAAGGUCCAAUGGCUCCUAGGAGCUAGCCUCGGCAAAUUCAAAACCGAUCAUAGAUCUUGGGAUCCACAAUUGAAAUCCAAACUUGCCGGGGCUCGGUGGAUAGUAAUGUCAAGGCUUCUAGGGUUAAAUCCGAGGAUAGUAGCACCUGUCGCGAGUGGGCAGGGUUGGGGAAAUUGUGCGGAGAGCUUGCCUUUUGCUUGUCUUUUGAGGGGACAUGAUUCCAGAUCGGAAAUGGUGUGGGGCACGGCAGUAAUGUGGGAGGGUAACCGGCCAGUCCAGUGGAAACCUCCGUGUAAAAAUUGUCAGAUGCUGCUGGGGCUAAUGAAUGUGAAGCAUUACUAG